UUUAAUCUAUCCCCCUCACGGUUCAAUCUUUAUCCUCCUUGCUAUUCUUGGUUCGCAGGCCAAACCUAUUCUCUAUUAGAUAUUCGAUUAGAUCGACUUCUUUCUAGCUCGCCCUCUAUCCUCUUUAGUGAUUGCUUAUUCAUUGAUCUACUUGGUGUUCUUUCCUUUGUACCAAAAGAAAUGUUCUAGUUUGUAUACACAACUUGGAAGUGUGAUCUGCGUUGGCUGUGAUUGAUUCAGAAACGCUUAAUUGUUCGACAAAAUGGAAAAUUUUACAAUGGGGGUCACCAUUUUCAAGGGGAACAAUGUUAUAGAGACUUUUGUCAUAUGGAGAACAAGAAAGCGAUUAAAUUGGCAAACUAUUUUAGGGUUUUUUUUCCUUAGAAAAAAAGUUCAAGCUUAUUAAUCUUAGUUCAAUGUGUAUUUAUCAGUGCUCCUAUUUGCAGUGCGCAUUUCUUAAAUUUGUAGAAGCAAUGGGUGUCCGGGGCAGGAAUGGUAAUGAUCGCCUGAGGACUAUCUGGACGCCUGAAAUGGAUAGAUUUUUUAUUGCUCUUCUAUUGGAGCAGGUCAGCAAAGGGAAUAAGUUUGAUGAUCAUUUGUUCAGCAAACGAGCAUGGAAGCAUAUGACCUCUUUGUUUAAUGCCAAGUUCAGAUUUCAGUAUGAAAAGGAUGUUCUGAAAAAUCGGCACAAAACAUUGAGGAAUUUAUUCAAGGCUGUGAAGAAGCUCCUUGAUCAGAAGGGUUUCAGCUGGGAUGAAAAUCGACAAAUGGUGACCGCUGAUAAUAAUGUUUGGGAUGAAUACAUCAAGAUACAUCCUGAUGCACGCGCAUAUAGGAUAAAAACUAUCCCAUAUUAUAAAGAUUUGUGUUUGAUAUAUGGAGACGCUAACAUUGAAGAAAAAGGUGACAAUUUGCCAGUAUUGUUGCCGGAUUCAGCUGGGGAUGAAACUAUCAGUACCUCUCAAGUAGAUAGAGUUUGCGAGGGAGCUCUGGUGACUUUUCAAGAAAUUACAGUUGAUGAAGAUUACAGAAUCUCUGUAACAAAUGUGGUAAUAGAUGAUUCUGCAUCAAAAGAGUUACUAGAUAAUGUCCAUCAGGCUGCAGGAUCUGGAACAGGAAGUAACCGUACUAGGACUUAUUGGCAACCACCAAUGGAUCGCUAUUUCAUUGACCUUAUGCUGGAACAUAUGCGGAAAGGGAAUCAGAUUGAUGGUGUAUUCCGGAAACAAGCAUGGAUGGAUAUGAUAACAUCCUUCAAUGUUAAAUUUGGCUUUAACUAUGAUGUGGAUGUUCUGAAAAAUCGCUACAAAACUCUGAGAAGGCAGUAUAAUGUUAUAAAGAACCUUCUUGAAUUGCCUGGGUUUGCUUGGGAUGACACUCGUCAAAUGGUGACAGCCGAUGACUAUGUCUGGCAGGACUAUAUCAAGACACAUACAGAUGCGAGGCAGUUCAUGACUCGACCCGUCCCAUAUUACAAAGAUUUAUGUAUGAUAUGCAGUGAUCAAAACUUUGAUGAAAGUGACUGCUUCUCUGCUCAAUGCUUGGAGCUGCAAAAUGAUCUUCCAGAGUUCAAGUUCCCUGGUGCUUCACAGAGUUCACAAUCACCAGCUGCAUCAGUUUCCAUGGAAGAAAUUGGUAAUAUGCAUACAAGUCCAGGAACUAUUGUGUUUGAUCAGAUGAAGAAACGUCAAUCGGAAAGCCAGGCAAAUUCUGCGCACUCUAAAAAGGCAAGGGGCAAAGACGAGGGCAUGGCUAGCGCCCUUCGUGAGAUGGCAACUGCAGUUUCCUCAUUAUCAGAUAAAAGGAAGGAUGAGAAUUCAAACUCUAUCUCCAUAGAGAAUGUAAUUAGAACAGUCCAAGCUUUGCCAGACAUGGACGAAGAGCUUAUAUUAGAUGCAUGUGAUUUCUUAGAGGAUGAAACAAAAGCGAAAACCUUUAUGGCACUGGAUGUCAAACUUCGAAAGAAGUGGUUGAUGAGGAAGCUUCGUCCAGAGUUAUAGGUCCAGGCGUUGAGUUGCUAUUCUUUCUUUUUCGAGGGAAAAAUAGACAUCUGGAUUCUGAAUAGUGUACAACUCUAUUAGAUUUUCGGUUGCCAACCAAUAAAUCAACACAGUGGUUAAAAUGUUAUGAAGCGGAUGAUUGUACGCAAAACAACCAUUCGUACCUCUGAA
Molecule: messenger RNA, 2171 nt
Organism: Manihot esculenta (cassava)
Lineage: Eukaryota; Viridiplantae; Streptophyta; Magnoliopsida; Malpighiales; Euphorbiaceae
Product: L10-interacting MYB domain-containing protein
Exons: 4
Coding region: 417-2000 (527 amino acids)
Source: RefSeq, a predicted model, not a curated record